Molecule: messenger RNA, 3582 nt
Organism: Lycium barbarum (goji berry)
Lineage: Eukaryota; Viridiplantae; Streptophyta; Magnoliopsida; Solanales; Solanaceae
Product: lysine-specific demethylase JMJ18
Exons: 13
Coding region: 514-3354 (946 amino acids)
Biological process (GO): chromatin remodeling
Cellular component (GO): nucleus
Molecular function (GO): histone H3K4me/H3K4me2/H3K4me3 demethylase activity
Source: RefSeq, a predicted model, not a curated record
ACUCUUUCUUAAAUUUACCAAGUCUUCCAAGAUUUGAUUUUUACCCAUUGAUUUUAUCUCCUUAUUAAAACAAAGUAAAAAGAUUGAUCAUUUUUCUAUUUUUAGAAUAUAAUUUGGUGAAAUUUGAGGUCAGAAUAGUUUGUUCUGAUUCUGUCAGUAUUGUAAUGGUACAAGAAUUUGCUUACGUGAAUCAUUGAAUAAAGAGAAGGUUAAAUUUGGUGUGGUAAAUUUAGGGUUGAAUGGUAUUAAGUCAGUGAUCACAGUUUCAGUUAACUCAAUUUCUCCAUGAUCUUGGAGUUGAACAUUUUUAUCUGUAUCAUCAAUACAGAUUUCUGCAGUCCAGAAACGGCGGAUUUAUCUUCACCGCGAGGCCUAUAUAUUGAAGAGAGAGCCCACCAGUUCAAUAAGCAUCGAUCAUUUUUAAGAUCUCUGACAAGGUGAAGGUUAUAUACUAUCCUUCAGGCAUAAAAUUAGGGGUACUUGUGCUCCAGGGCGCAAUCUGAAAAAAGAAACAUGAAGGAACAUCCUUCUAGACAGGCUACAAAAGGUGAUAAUAACAUUGAGAGUUCAGGAAGCCCUCGUAGCCGGAAGGUAUCAGCAAGAUGGAAUCCUGAUGGAGCAUGUAGGCCCAACUUACAGGAAGCUCCUGUGUACUAUCCAAAUGAUGAGGAGUUCAAAGAUCCACUUGGUUAUAUUUCAAGCAUUCGGCACAAUGCACAGCGAUAUGGCAUAUGCAGGAUCGUACCACCUGCAUCUUGGAGUCCACCCUGCCCACUUAGAGAGAAGAAUGUGUGGGAAUAUGCUAAGUUCUCGACUCGAAUCCAGCAAGUUGAUUUACUUCAGAAUAGGGAGCCCAUGAAAAAGAAAAAAACCAGGAAGAGAAAAAGAAAGACGGGAUCAACAAGGAGACAACCCAGCAGAUCUCUAGGUUCUGAAUCAAAUACUCAUUCAGACAGCAGCGAUGACAAGUUUGGGUUUCAGUCAGGGUCUGACUUCACAUUUGAGGAAUUUCAGACAUUUGCCAGAGAGUUUAAAGAGUUAUAUUUUGGGAUGAAGAAGGAUACUGAAGAGGAAUCUAAACAGGACGAGGUUUGGAAACCCUCCAUUGAAGAAAUUGAAGGUGAGUAUUGGCGCAUCAUUGAGAAGCCAACGGAUGAAGUUGAGGUGUAUUAUGGAGCUGAUCUGGAAACUGGAGUAUUUGGCAGUGGAUUCCCGAAAGCUAGUCCUUUAGAUCAAUAUGCGACUUCUGGUUGGAACUUAAACAACUUACCACGCCUCCCAUGUUCUGUAUUGUGCUUUGAGGAGUGCAAUAUCUCUGGAGUUCUGGUCCCGUGGCUGUAUAUUGGAAUGUGCUUCUCAUCAUUUUGUUGGCAUGUUGAGGACCACCAUCUUUAUUCUCUGAAUUACAUGCAUUGGGGUGAGCCGAAGAUCUGGUAUGGAGUGCCAGGAAGUCAUGCUUCAGCCCUCGAGGCUGCAAUGAGAAAGCAUUUGCCAGAUCUCUUUGAGGAACAACCUGAUUUGCUUCACCAACUAGUGACGCAAUUGUCUCCUUCAGUUUUGAAGUCAGAGGGUGUACCGGUGUACCGCGCAGUUCAGAACCCUGGGGAGUUUGUGCUCACAUUCCCAAGAGCCUAUCAUUCUGGAUUUAACUGUGGGUUCAACUGCGCAGAGGCUGUUAAUCUAGCCCCUGUAGAUUGGUUAGAGCAUGGACUAACUGCAGUGGAGCUCUACAGUGAGCAACGCCGUAAAACUUCGCUUUCCCAUGAUAAGUUGCUUAUAGGUGCAGCUAUUGAAGCUAUCCAGGCACUGUGGGAGCUCUCUGCUGUUAAGUAUCUUAACAGUAGAAACUUGAGAUGGAAAAGUUUCUGCGGGAAGGAUGGGAUGCUCACUAAAGCCAUUAAGAGAAGAAUUGAGGUGGAGGAGGAAAGACUGGAGCGUCUUUUACCUCUUGUAAGACUUCAAACUAUGGAUAAAGAUUUCGGCCUGAAAGAUGAGCAGGAAUGCUUUUCCUGCUAUUAUGACUUACACCUCUCUGCAGUUUGUUGCAAGUGUUCCCCAGAACAGUUUUCAUGCCUUAAACAUGCAAAUCUUAUGUGUUCCUGUGAACCAGAGAACAAGACUGUUGUUGUCCGUUAUAACUUGGAUCAAUUGAACACAUUGGUACAAGCAUUGGAGGGGAGAUUGGAUGCAAUUAAGCUAUGGUCUUCCAAGGAUUCUGGUUUUCGUUCUUUAAAUUGGAGGCAGCAUAACUUGGUGAAGCUGGAUUCAGAGAGAGAUGGAUCAGAAAUGGAUCCCUCAAUAAAAAAUGAAGGCUUAUCAGGUUCGUUGAGAGAGGGAAAUCAUAAUGCAAAGAAGCAGUGCAGCUCGUUGCAUAGUGAGCAUGGAGAAAAAGAUGGGACCUCCACAUCCCUUGCUAUACUAGAGACAAAUCAUGGUAUAAAGUUACCAACAGAAAAAAAUCUCCAUUCAUGCUCUGAUGAUGCGACCACCUCUUAUGCUUCGAAUCACAGUAGUGGCAGUAAGUUAUUCGGUGUUGAUCUUUCCAUGUGUUCUCUUAGUGUUCGACAAAAUGGAACACUUAACUCUGAAAAGGAUUCCCGGAGCAGCAGAAUUUCUGAACAAAAGCUUGGCUACCAUGUCGACCCUCUAAAUUUGGGGUCAAUUGCCUCGGGAAAGCUUUGGUGCAAUAAGCAGGCCAUAUUCCCCAGAGGAUUUAGGAGCCGUGUUAAGUUCUUUGAUGUGCUCAAUCCCGUCAUAUUUAGUAGCUGUAUAUGUGAGAUUCUAGACGGUGGGCUCCUUGGACCUCUGUUCAAGGUUAGCUUGGAAAAGUGUCCAGACACGAGUUUUGUGUGUUCAUCAGCGCAGGAAUGCUGGGAAAUGGUCUCGCAAAGAGUCUAUAAAGAUCUGGCACCAUUGCAACCUGACGUGGAAAGUAUCAAUGGGCUCGAGAUGUUUGGGUUACUCUCCCUAGAGAUAGCUCAGUCCAUUGAAGCCCUUGAUACAAACCGUCAAUGCUUGGAGUACUGGAACAACAAGCUAAAACUCAAGGACGGGUGUGCAAGUGCCAAUAGGCCUGCAGGUUCUUGGAAGACCGUUGACGUUUUGGAGCAGCUACAGUCUCUCAUGACAAGAUCUGCUGCUGUGGUGGAAAAAGGGCAGUGUUCGGGAAUCAUGUUGGCUGCGGAGGAGCAGCAGGCCAAUUCUAAGCUACAAUUAGUACUUAGAAGGCUCUUGAGUAAAGCAGAUCCUGAAGAACUGAGAAUAUUGCACAAGAUCUUGAGCAGUGGAUCGACAAGCCCAGAGUGGAGAGUAGCAUUUGCAACCUUGAGUCAAGUGAUCCAGAGGAAACUGUAAAUUUUGGGAUCUCUCAUUCUUUUAGUUUAGUUGGGGUUUACACCGCAGCCUAAUUCUUUAGAAUAUUAGCAUAAGGAGGGGAGAGAUCUCCAGUUGAGUCGCCCAAUGGAUAUGUUAGUUGCGCAAUGGAUAGUCUUAAUUUCCUUAAAUAAGUUCUUAUUUUGUUAGAAAUGUCUCCUUUCUUUUUCUGCUAUAGUUUCAUAUAAAGAAGGUCUAAUGUUAUUGCCA